GAGUUUCACAGCAGAACUGUGGGUGUCAGUUCAAACAUCGUUUCCUCUGAACAGCUCCAACCACACAGCGCACUGACAACAAAGCUCGCAAACGUCUUUCAAAUUUCUCAUCUUCCUUAUUCCUAAUGUCAUCAGCAACAAAAGCUUCCUCGCCAUCGCCAGCGGCUUCCGUCGUCUCUGCCGCCGCGCCCUACGACCGCGCUAAAGCCGUGAAAGAGUUCGACGAAUCUAAGGUUGGAGUGAAGGGUUUGAUGGACUCGGGAAUCCAAACCAUUCCCCCUUUCUUCGUUCACCCACCCGAAACCCUAUUGGACCUCAAAUCGAAACCGGAAGCCGAAUCCGCGCCCGAAAUCCCCACGGUCGACCUCUCCGCCUUGCAGGGCUCACGCGCCGCCGUCGUGGAAAAAAUCCGGCGGGCCGCCAGCACGGUGGGGUUCUUCCAGGUGGUGAACCACGGCAUCCCCGACGACCUUUUCCGGCGAACCCUCGCGGCGGUGAAGGCGUUUCACGAGCAGCCGCCGGAGGAGAGGUCGCGGGUGUACCGUAGGGAAAUGGGACAUGGCGUAUCCUAUAUUUCCAACGUGGAUCUCUUCCAAUCAAAAGCUGCCAGCUGGCGCGACACUAUUCAGAUUAGGAUGGGGCCGACCGCAGCGGAUUGGAACGAGAUUCCGGAGGUGUGUAGAGAAGAGGUGACGCAGUGGGACAAGGAAGUGGUGCGCGUGGCUGCGGUGUUGUAUGAGUUGCUCAGCGAAGGGUUGGGAUUGGGUGCGGAGAGGCUCACCGAGAUGGGUUUGGUUGAAGGGAGAGUGAUGGUGGGACAUUAUUACCCGUUUUGCCCUCAGCCUGAUCUUACUGUGGGCCUUAAUUCUCACGCGGAUCCAGGGGCAUUGACGGUAUUACUGCAGGACCAUAUUGGAGGCUUGCAGGUUCAGACCAAACAAGGUUGGAUCCAUGUCAAGCCUCACCCUCAAGCUUUGGUCAUCAACAUUGGAGAUUUGCUUCAGAUAAUUUCUAAUGAGGAAUAUAAGAGUGCUCAUCAUCGGGUGUUAGCCAACUAUUCUAAUGAGCCACGAGUCUCAGUUGCUUUUUUCCUGAACCCUAGUGAAAGAGAGAGGGUUUUUGGACCUUUGCCAGAGCUAACAUCAGAAGAGAAACCAGCCCUUUAUAGGAGUUUCACGUUCAAUGAAUUUAUGACCAGAUUCUUCAAGAAAGAAUUGGAUGGUAAAUCCUUGACAAAUUUCUUCAGGCAGUGAUGCACACAUAGCACCUGUUGCUGCUUUUGAUACAUGUGUUGUUAGAAACUUCAUUUAUGAAAUAGGUUGAUAUGUAUUUGUGCCACUACAUUUAACAAUUGUGAACAAAAGUGCUCCGUAUUAAUGAUAUCAUACAUGUUGUUCCUUCGUUUCAUGACAUCCUUAUCAUGUGCUGCUUUUUGGAAUUACAAAUUCUAAGCCAAAGUUGC
Molecule: messenger RNA, 1462 nt
Organism: Abrus precatorius (Indian licorice)
Lineage: Eukaryota; Viridiplantae; Streptophyta; Magnoliopsida; Fabales; Fabaceae
Product: 1-aminocyclopropane-1-carboxylate oxidase homolog 4-like
Exons: 3
Coding region: 126-1253 (375 amino acids)
Source: RefSeq, a predicted model, not a curated record